AUGAUUCGAUGGACGACCGAGCUCCUCGAUGCGAUUUUGUUUGGACUUUUAGAGGCGAUAAAGAGGCUGACUCGACCACUCAAGUUGGUCACAAGUCCGACCAUAGCAGCGGCAGCUCCUCAAGUGGUCCCCGGCUCGACUGUGUCGCUUCAAGCUAAUCUGGCGAGCAAGACGCCCAAUCCGUAUACUCUGGAUGAAACGGGCUCCUUGAUCCUCUCGAUUGGAAAAGUUGCAUUCCUUGCGGUCGAGAUCCUUCAUGAAUUCGAGCCACCCGCUGCGGUUGCGGGCUUGCAAUUGCUCGAUCACAGCCCAACGGGUAGCAUCACGGUACCCUCGCACGGCAGGCCCACUGUUGCAAAUGCGCCAGCUGCCCGCAAUGCCAAGGCAACGAUCCCCCCCGACGGCAGCAAAAAGACACUCGAUUCUAACAUUGGUGUUAGGCGGGAGCUCGGCGACGAGCGAUUCCGUCUGCCCGGUACUGACAUCUGCAUCGACGCAGGCAAUUUCCUUGAGGUCAGACUCGAGAUUACGCCGGAUGAAACCAUGACCUUGUUCGUCCAUCCUAACUCAAGCAUGUAUAGCGGCCGGCUGCCGCCGCACAGCAUCAAGGGCGGCGAUGUUGUCAAGGUCGAAGAUGUCGUUCGUGGACAUAGCCUCGGCAGAAUUAGGUGCCUGCGCUUCGACACGAUCUCGACGUAUGUCAAGCUCAACGCAGGCAACUCCAACAUCAGCUUCGAGGACGUCACCCGCUUCAACCGCGAGCUCAACCGGCUCUACUAUCCGCAAUAG
Molecule: messenger RNA, 789 nt
Organism: Moesziomyces antarcticus
Lineage: Eukaryota; Fungi; Basidiomycota; Ustilaginomycetes; Ustilaginales; Ustilaginaceae
Exons: 4
Coding region: 1-789 (262 amino acids)
Source: RefSeq, a predicted model, not a curated record